AUGAGACACCACACUGCGCAUCGACCGUGUGGCAUUUGGCAAGCUUACCUUGGCCGGCCAUCAAGACGAUGGGACCCCGCGCACUCGCUUGACGUCAGCCGGGAGCACCAUCGACAGGCGCAGAAGACGCAGGUCGGUAGAGUGACCGGAGGCACUGGUCAUCAGCGCAACGGGGGGAUGCGAGAGCAUCGUGCGGCUUGGCUACGCGUCCCGCAUGGGCGACGGCGAAGGACAAAGUGUCGCGCGGCCUGCAGGAGUGCGAUGACCGGCAUGCGUGACCGUGAUGUCCACAAGAACAUCGCGCGGAGAUGGUUCGAGGCGGCGAGCGGACGAGGCGUGAUGUGCGGGCGUCCGGUACACAUCAGCACGGCGAUUCGGAGACACGGGCUGUGUCAAAAGUGCCAUGGCGUACACGGCAGCGAAGAACAAAGCAUCGCGUGGACUCAUGCGAUAACCGGCACACAUGGACCAACGCGGCUCGCUGCGCGGGGGCAAAUGCGCCCAGCGGCAGCGGGCGGCGUUGUGCUCCCGCGACUUGGCGCGGAGCAUGCUGACCCGGCUGAAGAGACGGUUCCAUGCACAAGAGACCUGCGCACGCAAGAUGGCGUCUGCUGGUGGUGGGACGACGGCGGGCGACCAAUUACCUUGCUGCUUGGUCGACUGUUCCUGCUCGGCGCUGCUGCAUUUGCAGACCCUGAAGCGGCCGGCCGCGACGAGGAUGGGCCCCGGCGCACAUGCUUGCAGCGGUGGUCGCGGCCCUCGACAUCGCGGGCAACGUCUCAGCGUGCGGCCGCAAAUGCGUCGAUGAAGGCGUACGUGGGUGUGCGAAGUGCUCGACUUGCCCUUUGCGAGCGGCGCAGAGGCCCAUGGUGGGGAGAUGGCAGUCCCGCUGGAGUGCGCGGUGAGUCCGCUGAGACGGCAGGGAGAGGGCAGUCGAGCGAGGAAGCGCCCAAGUGGGGCAAAGCAAACGAGAGGAGUUGUGCGAGGAACAGCCCAAGUGGAGCAAGGGAGAGGGCUGUUCUUCGCGCAAUUGCGAGGAACCGCCCUCGUUGA
Molecule: messenger RNA, 1053 nt
Organism: Postia placenta MAD-698-R-SB12
Lineage: Eukaryota; Fungi; Basidiomycota; Agaricomycetes; Polyporales; Adustoporiaceae
Exons: 7
Coding region: 1-1053 (350 amino acids)
Source: RefSeq, a predicted model, not a curated record